AUGGCAGGACUGAAUAAUGACAAUAUCCCCGAUACGGAGGUCGAUGCCUCCGAUCACAUUCUAAGCCCCCAGCCCUUUGCCCCUCCCAGCAAGGAGCUCCUCGUCACUUCCCUCGAGGCAGCCCACCUACCGAGCGACGCCGGAUCGACAAUUGACGACGGCCAAAUGUCAACCCAAAGCUACGAAUACAGUUCAUCCGGCUCCUCAACCCGACAUUCAACAAGCGAUAUAUUCGGCCGUGAGAUGGACGACGAGCUCGAGCAGAUGAAGUCCCGAGCGUCGAGUCGCUCUUCGUUCUCUUCCGUGCCGGCAUCAGUCCUUAUACACCCUCUCGAUCAAAUGAAGCAAAUGUCCGCCAUCGGCAUACAUGAGCAAAUCGCCGCAUACUCGAUGGAAGAAGAAGAAGCCAGUUUCGGCGGCUUCGAUAGACCGCCACAAUCGAUUCGGACGAUUCGUCAACGUGAAGCUGCAUUCCGGAAACCGAGCUCCGUACGGGCUAUGCAGAUGCAUACGGAGGAUGAGGCGGAUGAGGAUGAAUUCUUGACACCACCCCGACGUCGUGCGGGCAUGCGAUCGCCCGGGACAUCACCGCUGAAACGAUCACCGUACUAUUCGCCCAAGACGUCUCAAAGCAAGCCGGCCGUGAAGAAGGAAUACCCACUCGUGCUGCUUCAUUGCACACUACUCGCCCCAUCUCUACCCGUGCCCGGUGCGGCGGAGCCGCGGAACCAGAAGAUCGUCGAAGAGGUGCUGCCGCCGCAAUACUGGAAGCGAUGGCGCAGACUCCAGGACAAGGUUGGUUCUGGUGUACUCCGCGAUCGUGGAGUGUUGAUUUCUCACCCCGAGGACCUAUAUGAUAUGCUGGAGGAGCGAUUGCUGGAGAGUCUGGAACUACAGCGCCCGCUCGUGCACAGGGGUCAUUUCCUCGGUCAUGAAGAGGCUGAUCCUGGUUCAGAGGGCGAAGUUUCGGACAGAGAGGAGAGCGAGACGGAUGGUGAGCAAGGCGAUGAAUGUCCCGACUGCGGUGGACGUGUCCUGCAUCAUAGCGACACAAACCGCAAGUGGGAGAUUCGGGUGUACGCGGCGAACGGUCUGAUGCGGGCCGGCGCGUGGGCUGCAGCGUGGAAAGAGAUGGAGAAGGUAGAUGUCGAGGUUGGCGUCUGGUUGCCAUCCGAUAUAAGGCGGGCCUUGGAGAAACGACUCGCAGAGGAACAUGCCGCUGCGGCUGCGUCCGCGGAGCAUGCUCACCAGGCAAUGGUGUUCCACAAUCCAGAUAAGCUGGAUAUCGACCAGCGUCGAUUGUCCGUCCAGACCUACUCCAGGACAUUCAGCGAUGCUGGGUCCUUCCGAAGUAGUGGACACACUGUGGAACCUCCGCCGCAAAUGAAGCGACCAGACUUGCCGCAAGUCAAUCAACAACAUGAGAUUGCCCUCCGGACUCUGAUGAUCAACUACAUUCGCGUCUUAGCUGGUGACAGGCGCAAUGUCGCACUGGUUUUCAUGGGUGUCUUGGUCAUCUUCCUCGCCAUUGGGGUACAGCCGCAGAAGGAUCAGCUCCAGGGUUUGUUGCAUUCGUUGGCUCGCGAAGAUUUCGUUGAGAUGCCUGCAGCGCCGAAGGUGCACAUAAGUGCUGAUGUUCCCGCUUUGUCGGUGACUUCUUCAAGCUCUAUCUUGAUGGAGGGCAUUAUUCCUACCUCGAGCGUUGUGGCUUCUAUGCCAGUUUCUGAGGUGGUUGCCCAGUCGCAGGUUGAGGAGACUGUCCCGUCCCCCACGGCUUCUGAAGUCGAACCCAUUUCCUUCAUCCCCGAGCCGACGCCUGAAGCUGCGCCGGUGGAAGAUUUCAAAGAAAAGGAUAUUCACAACGAAGGAUCCCGCGACGAAGAUAUUCAUAGUGAGGAAAUCCAGAGUGAGGAAAUCCAGGGCCAAGAUAUCCCUAAACAAGAGACCCACGGGGAAGAAAUCCACGGCGACGCGAUCCCUGAUAAAGCGAUUCACGGUGAAGCGGCCCACGAUGAAGUGAUCGCCGACGAAGAGCCUCACGACGAAGCGAUCCCCGAUGAAGAUAUCCACGAUGAAGCGAUCAUUGACGAGAUCCUCGAGGAACCGAUCCCCGGUGAACCGAUCCACGACAAAGAGAUCACCGAGGAACGUCAUGAUGAAUCUCAGCCAGAGCCAGUCGAUGCUAGUGAAGAACUCUACUCUGGCGAGACUGAGCCGGUCGAGUCUGUAGAGGAAUCCCAUGUCGUCGAACCUGAGCUCCAACCCGACCCGGAGGAAUAG
Molecule: messenger RNA, 2280 nt
Organism: Penicillium cataractarum
Lineage: Eukaryota; Fungi; Ascomycota; Eurotiomycetes; Eurotiales; Aspergillaceae
Exons: 1
Coding region: 1-2280 (759 amino acids)
Source: RefSeq, a predicted model, not a curated record